This is a messenger RNA of Cloeon dipterum, 1310 nucleotides long. It is a transcript of the gene maf-S, whose product is annotated as maf-S. Gene Ontology annotation, molecular function: RNA polymerase II cis-regulatory region sequence-specific DNA binding; DNA-binding transcription factor activity, RNA polymerase II-specific. The transcript is spliced from 3 exons. The record is from RefSeq and is a predicted model, not a curated record. Gene Ontology annotation, biological process: regulation of transcription by RNA polymerase II. Lineage: Eukaryota; Metazoa; Arthropoda; Insecta; Ephemeroptera; Baetidae. Bases 23 to 526 code for a protein of 167 amino acids. Gene Ontology annotation, cellular component: nucleus.
GAACGCCAGCGUGAGGAAUGCAAUGCGCAAGUUCUUUUUCACAGAGCGACGGGCUUUGAAAGCACACAGGCUAGUGCGUCGGAGUUUUUCCUCAAGUUUUUCCUCGCGGAAAAUGCCCAAUGACAAUAAGCGGCAAGACAGGAGACAUCAAAUGAAUCACGCACCUUUAUCACCGUGCUCCCUUGACAUCAGUGACGAUGAACUUGUCUCCAUAUCAGUCAGAGACCUCAAUCGGCAGCUGAAAAUGCGUGGACUGUCCCGCGACGAAAUCGUCCGGAUGAAGCAAAGACGGCGGACGCUGAAGAAUCGAGGCUACGCCGCCAGCUGUCGGAUUAAGAGGAUAGAGCAAAAGGACGAGUUGGAGACAGAGAAGACCCAGGAGUACAGAGACCUGGAGUUGAUGGCUGAAAAUAAUAAUAAAAUGCGCGAAGAAAUCGACUCCCUCCACAACAAGUACCUUGCUCUAAAAAAGUUUGCAGCAGAAAAGGGCAUACCAUUACCGCCCGAACUCGAGGCUUUUCCAUGAUUUGCACUUUCACCCAAAGCAACAGUGGCAUCUCUUCCAUUUGGAGAAAUCUACUUUUCCAUUUCCUCAUUUUGCAUUUAUAAAUCAUGCAUUAAAUUAUUCUGAUUCCUUCGCUACGCUUUAAGCUUGCCUGCCAAAUCGAAGCUAUGCCACUGCCACCUCCACCAUGUACCUUUUGCAUUACGAUUGUAGCAGUAUUUUCCUGUACAGUGUGAUUUUAUCCUUGUGGUUGAUUGUAAAUGUCUACAAGAGCAGGAUUUUUUCUACAAAGAACGUGCCAUAGUUGUGAGCACAUUAAUUUUUUUGCGUGUUUCUUACCUGGUACAGAUAGGUGAGGUUAUCAUUUUGUUUCAUUUUGGAAAUGCUCAAUUUGUUCUUCCUGAAUUGAAUGCCAAAUGUGUGUGAAUUAAGUGGUGUAAUUGAUGCUUAGCAGGGUUCGCAAGUUUGGUAUUUACCAGCAUGGUAUUUAACGGUAAAUACCACCAAGUUUUUACCAGGUAUUCUGGUAUUUACCAGGAAAGGCCCGCAGACAAAAAAUUGCUGGUAAAUACCAUUAUUUACCACUGGUAAUUACCGCCUGGUAUGGUAAAAAUAUGAUAUUCUGGUAAAUUCCGAAGCCUGAUGCUUAAGCUACUUCCAAAUGUGAUAACGCACACAUUUAUUUCACUACAUAGGCAAAACUGCAGUUUGUUCCUUUCCUCGCCAACAUUUAAUGAUAACAAGAAAGACGCAUUUUUCUUGAGACGAAAGGCUAAGCAGACACAAUAAAUUUGCAUAUUCUGUA